Molecule: messenger RNA, 589 nt
Organism: Melampsora larici-populina 98AG31
Lineage: Eukaryota; Fungi; Basidiomycota; Pucciniomycetes; Pucciniales; Melampsoraceae
Exons: 1
Coding region: 24-227 (67 amino acids)
Source: RefSeq, a predicted model, not a curated record
UUGGCCGCAACAGAGGUCUUACCAUGAGCGCCUGUCUAUCUGGAAGUCAAUUGCAAACAGUGGCAAUGCACGUGCCAAUUGUUGCAGGCAUCGCUACUAAUACACGGCAAUCAAUUACCCCAGAACAGAGCGGCACUUCACUGGAAUCUUCAUUCUCGGCAUUGGCGAAUCAACUUGAUUCCUCUUUGGAACACACUCUUGUUGCGCAUGAAUCUGGAUGCCUAUGACGACAUUCCGAUACACUUCUUGAUACUUUUUGUUUUCUGUCUAUAUUUAGCUAUCAUUCACUUUGAUGUGUACUUCGAACUUCUUGUCACUUUUUGCCUUCUAUCUACAUUCACUUAUGAAUCACUUUGAUGUGUACUUCGAACUCGAGCUUCAACUCAGAUUCCAAUUUUACUUUUAAUACCACAUUUGUUGUAGUGGACAUAUUCAUUUUAGCAUAUAGAUCACCUUUGGAUUUGUACUUUUUACCUGUUUGAUGAUCCUAUCCUGUGCUCAUGUACAUUGACGACAUUGUGAUACAAUUCUUGGCAUUGUUUGUUUUCUAUAAUAUCAUUCACCUUGAUGUGUACUUCGAACUCGAGCU